AUGUAUACGCGUUUAAUAUUUGUUAUUCUAUUCAUUUGUGGUGAUUCUCAAAAAUUGUACGACAGUCGCUAUGACUAUUACGAUACCGAUCAUCUAAUUGAAAAUCCGCGACUUCUCAAGAAAUAUAUCAAUUGCUUCCUCAACGAGGGACCCUGUACUCCGAUAGGAAAAGACUUCAAAAUGGCAUUACCGGAAAUAGUCAGAACGGCUUGCUCACGAUGUUCGCCAUCACAAAAGAGGCUCGCACAGAAAACCUUCGAAGCCUUCAACCUGUACCUACACGAUGACUACAAUACACUGAAAAGUCGAUUGGAUCCUGAGAACAGAUUUUUCGGGAAAUUUUUAAGAAGUAUAUAUAUUAUGAUGAGGGCCGUCUUUGUCUUAGCAUGUUUGGUUCUUACGGUGUCAGCUGUAGAAAAAUAUAGUUCAAAGUAUGAUAACUUCGAUGUCGACACUUUGAUCUCUAAUGAUCGGCUUCUGAAGUCAUACAUCAACUGUUUCUUGGACAAGGGCAGAUGUACCUCUGAAGGAGCAGACUUUAAAAAGCAUUUACCAGAGGCAAUAGAGACGACCUGCGGAAAAUGCAGUGAAAAACAGAAAAGCAACAUCAAAACAGUAAUUAAGGCUAUCCAGCAGAAACAUCCCAAACAAUGGGACGAGCUUGUCAAGAAGAACGACCCAACUGGCAAACACAGGGACAACUUCGAUAAAUUCAUCCAAGGAAGCUAAAUUUGUAAUAUUCAUUAAACUUUCUCCAAUGGUAGGUAGUACACAAUAGUGUAUCUAGGCAACGAAGUUAUAAACAACAAUUUGAAAUGCCUAAUAUUUAACAACUGUUUGACAUAUAAGUAACGUAUAUUUUAAUUUGAUAGUAGGAGAUCGAUAAAUCAUAAUGAACAGUUGAUAACCUGACUAACCCUUUUGAUAGAAUUUCAGUUUUUAUUCGCCUCUAAUCAUCGUGCUUAUCCUGGUUUUAUUCUCUGAUUCCCAUCGACAUAAUAUUAAUUUAGCAGCAAGAUUGACAUUUUUAUAAUGAGGCUCCAAUGAAUUGUUAUAACAUAAGAUUGUGAAAAAAAAUAUUAAAAACACGCGCAUUUGAAUGUGCUUGUGUAGACUGAUAUAAUAAAGAAAUUGUGAUAA
Pieris brassicae (large cabbage white) is the source of this 1140-nucleotide messenger RNA. RefSeq lists its product as uncharacterized. The record is from RefSeq and is a predicted model, not a curated record. NCBI's taxonomy places the organism in Eukaryota, Metazoa, Arthropoda, Insecta, Lepidoptera, Pieridae. The transcript is spliced from 4 exons. Bases 1 to 729 code for a protein of 242 amino acids.